CAGAUUGGGAAACGAUAUACUUGCAAGUGAUGCAACGUGCUCGGAAUGGGUUGCUUGGUCUAAAUGGAGAGUUCUGUUACGCAUUUUGUCUGUGUCGCUGGGCUUGAGCAGCACAAUGGAACUCAUGUGUUCCACGUGAUAUAGUCGACACUUGAGCCAGGUAAGGGAGGUGCUCUAUGACUCUAUUUGCCUUGUUUUGUUUGCACCUGCCUCCGUAUUGCAACCAAGUGGUUUGCGCACUUCUAUAAAGUAUCGGGCCUCGCUGUUUGAUGAUCUACUUUUUACACUGAUUCAUUCAAUCAAAUCCAUUCAAAAGCACAGACACGCCAGUCUCUUUGUACCGUCUCACAUCUACAGCGCACUUCUCCUUGUCUCCAGUCCUACACGAAAGCAAGCUUCAACUACCAAUCACACAAGUCAAACUCGAGGAUAUCAACCCAUAAAGGUCCCAGAGCCCACCUUCUCGCGAAGCAGCCAUGGCCCCAAAGGAAGGAGAGGAUAGCAACAAGUCCCCUGCGACUGUCAAACCCAGCUCGGAUUCACCAUCGACCAGCAAGACGUCGGAUCCCACGAGUCAGAAGGCCGCUGAGGAACCUACCAAAGCUUCUGCAACCCCAGACACAGGCGAGAAGAGAAGGUUCAAAGGGAAGUCUGAUAACUGCCCGCGCUGUGGUGCACCAGGCUCCUUGGGAGAUUGCAAAUUAUUGGUUACUCUGAACUGCGAUCCAUUGAGGAGAUCGGUUCAUAUUGAGAAGGAGAAAGGCGGGCAUUCAAUUACUUUUCUUGAUUCACAACGUAGCAGCACCCAUGUAUGGCAGUUCAGGGGGUUUGGUGAUUCAUUGAGUUGUCAGGCUGGCUGGCACUCCCUUGACAUUUUACGCUCCUGUCUUGACGGCAGGUCUUGGAGUGUGAAUCGCUGCAUUUCUUAUCAUACAUCCACAUGGACGGUCCCUCAAAAGCUUCAUAACGAGUGUUGCUCCAAAACAGACUACUUCAAUCUCGCAAACACCUUCAUCAAGAACCUUCAAAGUGGUCUCGACACCGUCUUCAACUACAAACAGCCUGCCAGCAUCAUCGAUUAGCAGCCACCCAGCGUUUUCAUUGCACAACUAUCAAAGUACUAUAAUAAUCACAAUGGCCAGCAGCAUCGCAUCGAC
Messenger RNA from Amorphotheca resinae ATCC 22711, 1157 nucleotides. RefSeq lists its product as hypothetical. The record is from RefSeq and is a predicted model, not a curated record. The coding region runs from base 477 to 1082 and encodes 201 amino acids. The transcript has 3 exons. NCBI's taxonomy places the organism in Eukaryota, Fungi, Ascomycota, Leotiomycetes, Helotiales, Amorphothecaceae.